Molecule: messenger RNA, 3405 nt
Organism: Maudiozyma barnettii
Lineage: Eukaryota; Fungi; Ascomycota; Saccharomycetes; Saccharomycetales; Saccharomycetaceae
Gene: IRE1
Product: bifunctional endoribonuclease/protein kinase IRE1
Exons: 1
Coding region: 1-3405 (1134 amino acids)
Biological process (GO): mRNA processing; protein phosphorylation; intrinsic apoptotic signaling pathway in response to endoplasmic reticulum stress
Cellular component (GO): IRE1-TRAF2-ASK1 complex
Molecular function (GO): protein serine/threonine kinase activity; ATP binding; RNA endonuclease activity
Source: RefSeq, a predicted model, not a curated record
AUGAGACCCUCAGUGAAAAAUAUUUGGUUUCAGACCAUAUUAUUUUUGAGUAUGAUAAGUUUUGUGAAGAGCUGGAAUCCACCUGAACUUAGUGAUAACCAAAUACAUGAUAUAAAUAACAGCCCGAAUAGAGUUCAAAGAAGUCAUUCAAGACAACCUGUACGACAAGAAAAUACACCUAGAGUAAAUACAGAUAAAGAAAUACGAAGCAAUAUAAUUCCAGAGGCAAUACAACCCGUAUCACAAAUUAUCGAGUCCAAAGAAACUGUUCAAGGAAUACAAAACAGUUUAAUACAAAAUGAUGUCAAUUUACCGCAAAGUUACAAUGCUGGGUUUGAAUCAAUUCAUAACUCCGUGCUUAGUCGAAAAUCGUUGAACGAUUUUAUCCUAUCAGAUAUCUUAAUUGCAGCUGAUAUAGAAGGUGGUAUACAUGCUGUCAACCGCGAAAACGGCCAAGUGCUGUGGUCGAUCCUAUCAUCUCAAUUUAAUCCACUCAUAGAAAUAAAGGAACCCCCGAGAAACUCAACCAAAGAGAUAUUAAUGGUUGAACCUUUUGAGGACGGUAAUAUAUAUUUUUUCAACAUGCAUCAAGGUUUACAAAAGAUUCCUGUUUCCAUAAAACAGUUGAUAUUAACAUCUCCAAUGCACAUGAAGGCAAACGUAAUUGUUGAUGACAUGGGAACUGUCGUGGAAGACGAAAAAAUAUAUACAGGCUCCAGGAGAACUGUGAUGUAUACAAUUGAUAUAAAGACAGGUGAAAUUAUAUCAGUGUUUGGACCAGGAACGGCGAACAAGAAUUUUAGAGAAUCUAUUUCAGAUAAUGAGGGAAACUUAUUAGUGCUAGGGAAGACGAUAUACGAACUAGGAAUACACUCCAAGGACGGAUCUACCUAUAAUGUGACAUAUGCUACCUGGCAAACAAAUACCCUGCACCAACAUUUAGCAGAACAAAAUCUUCAUGCUAACAAUGGUAUUCUCAUUGCCCCAUUUAGAGACAAGACGAUGCUGGCAAUUGAUUAUAACCUUAAAAUUGCUAAAUGGAUUUCUCCGAAGUUUCCAGGUAUCAUCACGUCUGUAUUCGAUGUUUUUGUUGAUGGCAGUGCAGGUGAAAAUAUUAUUGUACCUCACCAAUUCCAAACUAUGGAAAAUGAUGACAACAUUGGUGACCACAUUUACUUAGAAGAAACUGAGAAUCAUUCGUGGAUUGCUUUAUCUAGUCAAAACUUCCCAUCAUUGGUCAAGGCAGCCCCAAUUUCAAAAUAUAGUUCAAGUGAAAUCUGGAGAGCUCCGUCAAUAUUUGAUGAUGAGCCGCUCUUUAGAGAUGCCAUUUCUGGUGUUCAUUCUUUAGCUACAUCACAAUUCAAACCCACAUUAGCAUUACCGCCAAAAGAAAGUAGUGUUACACAUAAUCGACCAAGUAAUGCCCUCAUGAUGAUUGAGCCAAAUACUUACAACAACUUUCCAAGCGUCAAGGAGGACACAUUUAAUUCUUUAGAACGUUAUAUUUCACCAAUGGAACUCGAGUUAUAUAGGCUGAAAUUGGAAGAGCAAAUAACAAGACAGAUAAUGGCACAGAAUAAACAUUCGUUUUUGCAUACAUUAGGAAACUUAAUGUACAAAGUAUUUGAGAGUGGUUUUAUUAUUUUAGCUUCGCUUGCUCUACUAGGACUUCUUCAAAAGUUUAAUAUCACACCUCCAUUUCCUGUAAUAUUGGAAAAGCUUGGGCUAGUGUCCCCAAAUGAGGAAGAUGCUAGUGAUACGGAUCCAAGUGAUACAAAAUUGUUAAAUACAGAGAAACAGUCCAACAAGAACAUAAAUCAUGUGAAUUUCAAAGAUAACGAAAAGGAAAACGAAAACGAAGAUGAACAGAAUGAGGGAGAAAAAAUUAAUACAGAAAACGAUACCGGCAAUAAUCUUGAUAAUGGGAAACAAAUUGAAAAGAAGAAGAGGAAAAGAGGAUCUAGAGGUGGAAAAAAGAAUAAAUCUAAAAAAAUUCCUCAAAAUGAACACCCUGACCAACUUGAUUUUGAAACUGAUCUAAGAAAUCUAACAGUAUCUGAUACUAUAUUGGGAUAUGGUUCUUCAGGAACUAUUGUCUUUAAGGGGUCCUUUCAAGGUAGGGAUGUUGCAGUAAAGAGAAUGUUGAUUGAUUUUUGUGAUGUCGCAGACCGUGAGAUCCAACUUUUAACUGAAAGUGACAAUCACCCAAACGUGAUUCGAUACUAUUGUUCCGAAAGAACUGACCGAUUCCUCUAUAUCGCGUUGGAACUUUGUACAGCUACCCUUCAGGACUUGAUAUAUGGCCGAAACCUGCCUGUUGAAGUUACAAAAAUUAACAAAUCCAUGGAUCUCAUUAAUAUUAACUACCAAAUUGCAUCAGGUGUUGCGCAUCUACAUUCUUUAAAAAUUAUUCAUAGAGAUCUAAAACCACAGAAUAUUUUAGUGUCUAUAAACCAACAAGAGUUAUUUAAUCCGGAUAAAGCCGGAACCAACUUGCGUAUUUUGAUUUCUGAUUUCGGCCUUUGCAAAAAGUUAGAUAAUGACCAAUCAUCUUUUAAGACGAAUAUCAAUAAUCCUGCUGGCACAACUGGAUGGAGAGCACCCGAACUUCUAGAAGCUUCUGUGUCAAAAAUUCUAGAAUCUAUUACUGAGAGAAACGAAGAUACAGAACACUCUACAGACCACAAUACAAACUCGAUGUCGGUAGUUUCCACAGGCUCAUUCUAUGAUCCUUUCAUCAAAAAAAGAUUAACCAGAGCCAUUGACAUAUUUUCAUUGGGCUGUGUUUUUUUCUAUGUUUUAACAAAGGGUCAACAUCCAUAUGGUGACAGAUAUAUGCGAGAAGCCAACAUUAUCAAAGGGAUUUAUGACCUAUCUCCUCUCAAAACUCACAUAAUUGAUCGAUCUAACGCAGUGGAAGCGAUUGAUCUGAUAUCCAGGAUGAUCUCGAAGGAUGCAAGGAAUAGACCUACAGCAUUUGAUGUCCUAAAGCACCCGUUAUUCUGGCCUGCUUCUAAAAAAUUAGCUUUCUUAUUGAAAGUUAGUGACAGAUUUGAAGUAGAAAGAAGAGACCCCCCAAGUUCAUUGCUUCUAAAACUAGAAACUAUUUCCCCUAAAGUUAUCGUCGAUGGCGAUUGGUCCCAAAAAUUUGACAAAGCUUUUAUGGAUAAUCUUGGAAAGUACAGAAAAUACCAUUACAAUAAAAUUAUGGACCUUUUAAGAUCUCUAAGAAAUAAAUACCAUCAUUUUAUGGAUUUGCCAGAGGACUUAGCGAAAACAAUUGGCCCUAUCCCAAACGGAUUCUAUAACUACUUUAGCGUACGAUUCCCUAAUUUGUUAAUGGAGAUAUACCUCCUGACCAAGGAAGUUCUUGAAGACGAUCAAAUGUUAAAAGAGUUCUUCUGA